UCCACUUCAUUCAAAUCAUUGCGUCGCAGUCCUCACACUCCUUCAAACACAACUUUUAAAGUUCAUUCAGUAUGUCGUCUCCCUCAGAGAGCAUGGACAAAGUCAUCAAAACCACCUCACCAAACCUCAAACUCUCCUUCCCCAACGCUACGGUAACAACCCCGGGCCCCAAGCUCUCCAAGCAAGAUUCCCGCCCCGCACCAACGCUCUUCCUCAAAUUGCCGACCCCCUCCAAAACCUACUUCUCUAUCUCCCUCGACCCAGACGCGCCAUUCCCCUCCUUCCCGUUCCUAGGCCCAGUCUUGCACACUCUCCAAACAGACUUGACCGCGCAAGGGGAAGCAGACGGCGAAGGCUGGGUCAAGCUUUCAGGGAGCGGGAAGCCGCUGGCGCCGUGGGUGCGGCCAGGACCCCCGGGCAUCUCGGCACCGCAUCGAUAUGUGUUUCUAGUGUGGGAGCAGCCGGAAGGGUUGACGGAGGAGAGGAUUAGGAAGGAGAUGGGGUGGGGUGAGCAGGUGGGAUUGAUGGCAAGGAUGAGGUGGAAUCAGAGUGGGUUUGAGGGGAGGUUUGGCUUGGGGGAUGUUGUUGGGGGGAAUUGGUUUGUCUGUGGGUGAUGAUCGUGCGGGAUUGGCCGCGUGUUCCUUUCUUGGAUGCGAGGAUGGAUAGGUAUGCCGUCUAUGCUGGGAAUGGAAUGUGAGGUUAAGUAUGUCUCAUAAGCUUCCGCGGUUGUGAUUAGUUUGGGGCAUAAUAGUGGUAGCGGGGGAAGGCAGGAGCUACCGAUAUGUAAUAGUGCCUGACAC
Trematosphaeria pertusa is the source of this 800-nucleotide messenger RNA. RefSeq names its product PEBP-like protein. Gene Ontology annotation, biological process: regulation of Ras protein signal transduction; regulation of proteolysis. Gene Ontology annotation, molecular function: peptidase inhibitor activity; phospholipid binding. NCBI's taxonomy places the organism in Eukaryota, Fungi, Ascomycota, Dothideomycetes, Pleosporales, Trematosphaeriaceae. The coding region runs from base 72 to 614 and encodes 180 amino acids. The record is from RefSeq and is a predicted model, not a curated record. The transcript has a single exon.